UUGUGGGCUGUUUACUACAGCAUUUUCAUUCUUUUUAACGAUAUCUGGAGUCGCCUUUCAAGUGUCAUCGAAGCUUCCAAAUUUUUUUUAAAGCGCUGCAGAAGCUUGAUUUGGAUUUAUUUGGUUCAAUUGCAAGCAUAACUUAAAUCUCACAUCAACGAUGUCGAUCGCGGUAGCUACCCCGCGACAUUGUUUUGGCCUCAAGGCCGAUGUUGCUGAUAAUAUUUGCUAUCUGGAUGAACAAACGAUCAUUUACCCGUCUGGAUCGAACUGCAUUUUGUUCAACAUUGACCAGAAAUCACAACGGUUCAUACCUGGAACAGAUAAAAGCGCUGGAAUGACAUCCAUGGCUGUUAGUCCAAAUCGAAGGUACGUCGCCAUCGCGGAGAAAGGGGAGAAAGCUACCAUAACUAUUUACGAUCUGAACACGUUGAGAAAGAAGAAAGUGCUCAGUUCUACAGAGGUUCAAUCUAACGAGUUUGUCAGCUUGGCUUUCUCGCCAGAUUCUAAAUAUCUUGUGUCUCAAGGAGGAAGACCCGACUGGACAUUACUUUAUUGGACCUGGGAGAAGGCGAAAGUGAUGGCUGUUACAAAAUCUACCAAUCAGAUGAACUCACCUGUUUAUCAGGUGACAUUUAAUCCUCAGGAUAACACUCAGCUAUGUGUGGUAGGGAAUGGAAUCUUCAAGUUGUUUCGUUACAGUGAGGGUAAUCUCAAACAGUUUGCUUUCCAGAAAAUGGAGCCACAAAACUUCCUCUGCCAGGCAUGGGUGUCAGAUGAAAGAAUUAUAGCUGGGACAGAUAGUGGAAGACUUCUGUUGUUUGAAUCAGGAGAACUGAAGAGUGAAUUUCAUGUUGGUGGAGGUGGGGCAAAUGCUUCUGCUCCCACAAGGCAAAGUAUGGCCAGUGUACCUGAAAGUGGUGUAAGCCAGGAUGCUCCUCCACAAGUCACAUGCAUUAUUGCAUUUUCGAAAGGCUUCAUCUGUUCAGGGGGAGCAGGAACAGUACACCUCUUUGAGAAAACUGAGGAAAAAGACUUCUACAAGAAGGCCAGAGAGAUUAAGAUUCCUGUCGACACGCAGAGUCCAGAUCCACAACUAUUAGAGAAUCAAGAGAUUGUCAAUCUUACUGUGAGCCCAUCAGAGGAAACUCUUGUCUGCAGCACCAAGACAAGUCAGCUGUACUGUAUCACCAUGUCCACUGCUGAUCUUGGCAAGGGUGAUAUUGCCACAUUUGAGCUGUUGUCGCAGGCAUUCCAUCGUGGUGUUAUCACUGGUAUGGAUGUUUGUAUACGAAAACCACUGAUAGCUACUUGUGGUUUGGACAGAUCUGUGAGAAUAUGGAAUUAUGAAGUUUGUUCAUUGGAGCAAUAUAAGGAAUUCCAGGAAGAGUGUUACAGCAUAGCCCUCCACCCCUCUGGACUGUACAUCUUGGUGGGAUUCAGUGACAAGCUGCGACUUAUGAACCUGUUGAUUGAUGAUAUCAGAUCUUUUAAAGAAUUUACCAUCAGAGGCUGUAGAGAGUGUUCCUUCAGUAAUGGCGGUCAUCUCUUUGCUGCUGUGCAUGGCAAUGUGAUUCAGCUGUACUCCUCCACAACCUUUGAGAAUGUUGGCAAUUUGAAAGGACACAAUGGCAAGGUUCGUCAAGUGAUUUGGAGCCAGGAUGACAGUAAAAUCAUUUCAUGUGGUAUGGAUGGUGCCGUGUAUGAGUGGAAUGUAACCAGUUACAAGCGUGAAGGAGAGAGUGUUCUCAAAUCCUGUAGCUACACCGGUGUUUCUGUGUCCCCGGACAGCAGGACAACUUUUGCUGUGGGCUCUGACAGGACUCUCAAGGAAAUUUGUGACUCACAGAUUCUCCGUGAAGUUCCAGCUAAUGACAUUGUUCUAACCCAGUGUGUGAUGUCACGUUCCGGUCGAAUGCUCUUCGCUGGAACCAGUUCAGGGACUCUGCGCGCGAUGAAAUUUCCGCUGACCGUUCCUGGGGAAUGGCAGGAACACCAAGUGCACUCUGGGGCAAUCACUAAGAUGCGCAUGUCUUAUGAUGAUCAAUACCUGUUCACAGUAUCCGAGGACGCUUGUUUGUUCAUCUUUAAAGCUGUUGAUAAGGAAGGCCGAGGAAUGAAACGAGAUAAAGAAGUGGGAUAUGCAGAGGAGAUCCUUAUCACCAAAUCUGACUUGGAAGAAAAGAAUUCCAUGAUGGCUGAGCUUAAAACACGUGUGGAGGAACUCAAAAUGGAAAACGAGUACCAGCUUCGUCUUAAAGACAUGAACUACAAUGAGAAAAUCAAAGAACUCACGGAGAAGUUCAUACAGGAGAUGGAAUCUUUGAAAACUAAAAACCAAGUUCUUAAGACCGACAAGGACAAAGAAGAAGCGAAACACGAAGAAGAGAUAGCUGACUUCUUGGAAAAGCACGGCAAGGAAUUGCAAGAUCUGGAGUCGGCGAACAACCAGAAGCUUAUGUCAGAAUAUGAGAAAUAUCAAGAGCUUCAGGCCAAGAGCCAGAAGAUGCAGGAGGAUUAUGAACGACAGUUGACGGAAAUGGAGGAAUCCAAAGAACAAGCGUUGGAGGAACUGACGGAAUAUUAUGAGAAUAAACUGACAGAGAAAAGUGCGCAGCUAGAACAGUCACAAGACGAGUCACGGCAGCAGUUACGAGAGUACGAAGAAACGAAGAAACAAAUUGAAGAGGAUGCAGACCGAGAAAUCUUGGAUAUAAAAAACAAGUACGAACGAAGGCUGAGGGAGGAGAAAGAAGCAAAUCUGAGACUGAAAGGCGAGACAGGGAUUAUGAGGAAAAAGUUUACGAGUCUACAAAAAGAAAUUGACGAUUACAAAGCUGAAAUCCAACGCCAACAAAACGAGAAUAACAAACUACAAGGAGUGAUUAAGUCUCUGGAGAAGGACAUCUAUGGGCUGAAGAAGGAAAUCCAGGAACGAGACGAAACCAUUCAGGACAAGGAAAAACGUAUCUACGACUUAAAGAAGAAGAAUCAAGAGCUUGAAAAGUUCAAAUUUGUCUUGGAUUAUAAAAUCAAGGAGCUGAAGAAACAAAUAGAACCGAGAGAAAAUGACAUAAAAGCUAUGAAAGAACAAAUUCAAGAGAUGGAGAGCGAGCUUGAACGGUUCCACAAACAAAAUACGAGCCUGGAAUUGAACAUCACUGAACUAAGACUGAAACUUAAGGCCACAGACAAAGAAAUGCACAUGGAGAGGCAAAGGGUGCGUGAUGUUGAAGCUGUGGUGAAGAGAUUUAAGACUGACCUUCAUAACUGCGUCGGUUUUAUACAAGAGCCCAAGAAACUCAAAGAGAAUGUCAAGUCCUUGUAUCAAAAAUACGUCCAAGAUGAAUCGCUGGACUCCGCUGGCGUGGAUGCGGACAUUCAAAGAGAGUAUGCGCGUCAGCGAGAACAUCUUGAGAGAAGUGUGGCAUCCUUACGAAAGAAGCUUGCUAAAGAUUCUGAAAUCCACAGGGCAGAUAAUGUCAGAAUUAUGCAGGAGAACGUCACUCUCAUUAAAGAGAUCAACGACUUAAGGCGUGAGCUUAAAAUCGCCCGCACUCAAGUCCACGACCUGGAAACCGCAUUAGGUGUUAUGCGCAAACAACAGCAAUUCCCCGAAGACGAAGAAAUCGGGAAUAUGGAGAACAAACGGAAACUGUCCGAGGAAAAUGUGGAAAUGGAAAAAAUGAUAGAUAUGCAGAAGACUGAGAUAAGGAAAUUGCGAGUUCAAAUAAAAGACAUGGAGACCGUUAUAAAUUCCCGUCCGCCCUCUGGCUCCAGGCUUCCGCCGGUCGCUGUUGGGUAGGAUUUUGGCGUGAAGGCUCUUUUACUGAAAAUCGUGUUACAUUGUCCAGUUAUCUAGCUUUUUUUUUUUUCGAGUUUGGAUGAUGAGAGUUUUGUUCUUGCCUUGUAAAUAGACACGUAGUCAAUGCAUUCGAGAAGGAAAGAAUGAAAAGCCGGAACUGUCACUUAACAGCCUUUUUUUUUUUAAUCGUAACUGUACACUACUAUCCGAAGAAUAUGUAAAUAAAUCUGUAUUUUGAACAUA
Molecule: messenger RNA, 4048 nt
Organism: Pocillopora verrucosa
Lineage: Eukaryota; Metazoa; Cnidaria; Anthozoa; Scleractinia; Pocilloporidae
Product: cilia- and flagella-associated protein 57
Molecular function (GO): protein binding
Source: RefSeq, a predicted model, not a curated record